Molecule: messenger RNA, 816 nt
Organism: Drosophila ficusphila
Lineage: Eukaryota; Metazoa; Arthropoda; Insecta; Diptera; Drosophilidae
Gene: dgt4
Product: augmin complex subunit dgt4
Exons: 1
Coding region: 91-660 (189 amino acids)
Source: RefSeq, a predicted model, not a curated record
AAGCCAGACAGCAUUGUCGAUAACAAGAGUCAAUCGAAUCUGAAUUUCCCUCGCUUUGUAUAUUAACUUUUAAAUUAAAUUGAAACCAAAAUGGAGACUCCGCCCACGCCCACUUUGUCAACCCCGCCAGCAGCUUUGGUCGAGGGCGAAAUGGAUGACAUUCAGUAUCUGCUCCACUUGGAGGCGAUGCGCCGUUUCCAGGAGGACAACCGCCAUAUUAAGCGUCAGGUGGAAGAACAAGCGCGUCUCUGGCUGGACGCCAAGUGCGAAUAUAAUCGGGAAUUCGCAAGGCUGACCAGGCUACUAAAGUGUGCCGCCCUUCAAAAGGCGGUGGACGGUCAACGCGUAAACUCCGAUGUGGAUCAUGUCGCCCGGGCGGAGAAUGACAUCGAAAGUCUGCGAUCGAAACUCUCUAGAUAUCUGCCUCCGGCCAGUGUGGCUUCUAAGGAAAUGGAACUGUGCCUGGAGCAGUUAAAAACUGCUCACAAGCCCCGCUUAGACUUAAGCCGCCAGCAGCGCGAGUUUGCCCAAAAUCAGGAAGCUCUGAAGGGUCUGCGAACCGCCGUCGAUGCGUUGGAGAAUGGUUUAGAGAUCGGCAUAAUGCAGGGCAUGGAUCACCUCAUCGAGGACCUACUGCCUCCGGGGGAAAAAUCAAACUAGUGGUGGAUUCGGUGGAUUCAAAGCAUAUUUAUAUUCGCGAUAUAAACUAGUUUAUUUAUAACAAUAAAAGCCAAUUAUUGCGGCUGAAAAACUUCGAUUUACAAGCAUUCCAGUUCCAUCCAAUGAGAAUCAAUAAAAAGGCAAUCUAUAAUAGAA